Drosophila obscura is the source of this 2203-nucleotide messenger RNA. RefSeq names its product protein pinocchio (gene Pino). The transcript has 4 exons. The record is from RefSeq and is a predicted model, not a curated record. Bases 523 to 1035 code for a protein of 170 amino acids. NCBI's taxonomy places the organism in Eukaryota, Metazoa, Arthropoda, Insecta, Diptera, Drosophilidae.
GGCCAGCGCGUUCAUUCGAUUCCACCCAUCCUCUACGGUCGUGCAUGCCACUUGGUCUUUGGCUUUCCAGAAAAAAUCAAUUCCGUUUGUCUCAGCGGAAGCCCAACUAUAAAAGUGCGCUGCAUCAUAACUUUCGGUUAUUGUUUGGAUAUCAAACCGAUGAACACUCUCAACACUGGAGUAAUAAAUAAUUGCAUACAUUUCCACAAGUUAACUGUCUCCAUCGCGUGUGAAAAGUUACUAAGAAAAACAAAAACAAAAACAAUACAAUAGCCAAAAACGGUUACUGUUCAUUUUACAAGCAAUUAUAAAAGAUAAUUUGAUUUGUUGUGGCUUAUGCAAGGCCAAAACAACCACAGCAGUAACAACAAUUACAAUUACAACUACAACAAAAACAAACAACCAACAACUGCGACUAAAAUCCCAAUUUGGAUUUAUUAAUAGCGCAGAAUAAAUAAAAAACAGAACAACGUUCAACAAUUUCUGUAAAAAUACAACAAAUUGCCAACAGCAGCAUCCAACAUGUCUAUUGCCAGCGUACAUGGUCCCCAGAUCGCCGACAUCUGCAGUCCCCUAUCGCAUCACAAUCUCGGUCUGUCCGCUUCGUUGCCAGAUCUGGUGGGAAGUCCCCUGGAGAUCAGCAUGGACAAUGUGAUGACCAUUGAGGAGUUGCGACAGCAUAUGGGCUCCUGCUUCACCUGCGGCGUCUCCUGGACAGAUGAUCAUGUCUCAUUGGACUGCAGCGAGUGCGGUGGCUACAGCCUGGAGCGUCCCUGCCCCCUGUGCGACGGCCAGUGCGGUGUACAGUGGAAGCGAGACUUUGCCAUGUCCCAUGCCUGCAGUCAAGCCCGCUGGGUGGGCGUGUGCAUCAGCUAUCCGGAGGCAGUGUCCGGUGGAGUCCAGAUGCCAGUUGGUGCUGGAACCGUCACUUCGUGUGCUGCCGCUGCGGCGAAUCAAUUGCGUUUGGCCCAGGAGCUGUGCUCCCGUCUGGAACAACUGUCCACCUCAUCGGCGAGCAAAAGUGCCCGCACCUAGAGUUGGCCGCCACCCCGCCACCAGAGUUCCUCCAACAGCCACAACCACAACCACAGCCAGACUGCAGCACCCGUCACCAUAUAAGCCACACACCCGCACACACACUCAUUCAUCCAGAUAGCAGUUAGCUGAGAAGGCAGCCCCACGGCUCCCACAUCCAUUGUGGACGCCGUGGUACCACCUCCACACACCACACCACACACACAGUCUCUCACCCGUAAUUUAGGGCUUAAUUGCUAAGCUUUUUAGUUCUUAGUUUUUAUUGUUGUGUCGCGUUUUGAGAAUUCUCUUUCAUAUAUUUUUUUUUAUAUAUUCUAUGAUUAUUAUUUCGGUUUCUUCGUUUGCUGUUUGCCGUUUGUUGUGUGUGACUAGGCAAAUGAUUAGCUAAGUUAGUUCUUUUGUUUAACGUUUUUUUUUUCGAAUGGCACCCAACACAUGACCGACCACCACCAAUUCCCAAACAGGAAAAAGACUUCUUUCUGCUUAGACUUAAGUCAAGUUCGUUCGUUCGUUUUUUUUUGUUUGUGUUGGCAAUGCAGUGAUAACGGUGAUAUUAGGCCAGAAGGAAUCGUGAACAAAUAGUGAAUUUAUUAUGAUGUAGCAAAAAAAAAAUGUCUAACUAUUAUAGCCUAUAGCUAUAUACAAAUUACCUAUAUAUCUAUGUCUACAUAUGUCGAUAGCGAUGCGAUAAUAAUUUUUGUAUACUUACACACACACACAGAAACGACACAGGCACAGAAAACAGAAAGCAGAACAGAACAGAACCGAUGAUCCUUGUGUCGAGAGAUUGUUCGUUAUAGUUGUGUGUUUGCCUUUUUGUGGUUCGAGGCACAAAUCAAAAAAGGAAACAAAAACCCCAAAAUAUUGAUGGUGCAUUCCGAAACGAAAGAAAAGAAUUCUAUCUUCCAUAAUGCAAUAAUGCUCAAAAAAAUUUAACUAAAGGGAAAGUCUCUCUCUCUCUCUCUCUGUCUCUUGCAUAGGGGAAAAGCGAAAGCGCAAUAAAAGAAACAGAAUGGGACGAGAGCAGAAUAGAAGAAAAAAACGCACAAGCAAACAACUAAAAAGCAUUACUCAAAAAAAGUUGAAGAUUUUCUGUGAAAAUCCAUAUGACAUCUUAGAAGAAGUUUACACCUAAAACCUAAAUAUAUAUACAAUAAAUAUAUACACA